GUUGAAAGUUGUGUUAAUUACUCAAUAAAUUCGCAAUGCAUAAAAUAAAUGUUUUUAUUUUAAUUUUGAAAAUAGUCGUUUGUGCAAAUUUUAAUUUAACAAUAAUUCAUUUCAACGACUUUCACGCCAGAUACGAACCCAUUGAUAAUUUAUCAACAACUUGUGAAGGUGAAACUUGUAUUGGAGGUUUCUCAAGACUGUAUUCAAAAAUCAUACAAUUAAAAAAUGAAAUGCCAAACUCACUUUUACUAAAUGCCGGGGAUAAUUUCCAGGGGACUUUGUGGUACAUUGUGCAUAAAUGGAAUGUUACCCAACACUUUUUAAAUAAACUACCGUUUGAUGCAAUUACCCUUGGAAAUCACGAAUUUGACGACGGAAUUGCCGGUUUGGUACCCUACUUAAAUCACAUCAAAGCACCAGUUGUCGUAUGUAAUAUUGAUGAUAGUAAUGAACCUAGCUAUCAAAAUUUGACCAGGAAGAGUGUAAUUGUUGAAAAAGAUGGCAAAAAAAUUGGAAUUAUUGGAGUCCUUGUUUCUUCAACUAAUCUGACAUCUCGUACCGAAAAUUUGAUAUUUCAAGAUGAAUCAGAAUCUGUAAAUACUGAAGCAAAAAAAUUACAAAAUCUUGGUGUUUUCACGAUUAUUGUUCUCUCACAUUGUGGUUACGAAGCAGAUUUGGAAAUUGCCCAAAAAUCCAAUUCCAAGAUUAGUGUUAUAGUUGGGGGGCAUACUGAUACUUUUCUUUACAGUGGAACUCCAGUUCCUGGUCCAGAUAAACCAUCAGGACCUUACCCUACUCCUGUUUUAAACAGGAAUGGUGAUACAGUUCUGGUUGUACAAGCAUCUGCAUACACUAAAUAUCUUGGUGAUCUUAACGUGAUUUAUGACGAGUUUGCUAAUGUAACAGGUUGGGGCGGGAACCCAGUAUUUUUAGGACCACAAAUAUCUUCAGAUGCUGAGAUUGAUGCGGAUUUGGCAGUUUGGAAAAAAGAUGUAGACUCAGAAGGUAAGAAAGUUGUAGGAAACUCUAAAUACGCUAUGAGAAAUAAGCCAUGUCGGUCAGAAGAAUGUCCUCUUGGAAAUUUUGCAACAGAUGCAAUGGUUGAAAAUUAUAAAAAUAUGACACAAAAAAACGCGUGGAAUUUUGCCACAGUCGCCAUGAUUCAUGCUGGAGGAAUGAGAGCCGGUAUUGAAACAGGAAAUAUUACGUUCAAUCAAUUAAUAACAACAUUUCCGUUUCAAGACACAAUCAACAUAUGUGAAAUAAAAGGAGAACAUUUGGUCAAAAUUUUGGAAAGUUGUGUUGAUGAUAAUCAUUUGAAGUGGCCCCAUUUGUUUCAAGUAUCUGGUUUAAAAAUCGUGUUCAACGUUAGUAAUCCUGAAGGUGGAAGAGUUCAAUCGAUAAAAAUUCGUUGCAAAGAAUGUAUCGAACCUAUUUAUGAAGAUCUCGUUUUAGAAGCAUACUAUCGCGUUUUAUUGCCAACUUUUUUAACUGAUACCGAUUUUAAUCCAUUAUUUAAAAAGUACAUUAAAAAUAAAAUAAUUGGUGAUCGAGACUCAGAUGUUUAUGUGAGGUACUUGGAAAAUAAUUUUCCACUAUCGGCAAAAGUAGAAGAUAGGAUUAAAAUUGUAUCUAGAGAAAGAAUAUAAUGUAUUGAUAUUUUGUUUUUUUAAUUGUAUUCGUAAAAAUCAAUAAAUAAGAAACAC
Tribolium madens (black flour beetle) is the source of this 1706-nucleotide messenger RNA. Its product is annotated as apyrase-like. Gene Ontology annotation, cellular component: plasma membrane. The record is from RefSeq and is a predicted model, not a curated record. The transcript is spliced from 9 exons. Bases 36 to 1649 code for a protein of 537 amino acids. Gene Ontology annotation, molecular function: nucleotide binding; 5'-nucleotidase activity; metal ion binding. Lineage: Eukaryota; Metazoa; Arthropoda; Insecta; Coleoptera; Tenebrionidae. Gene Ontology annotation, biological process: AMP catabolic process.